CAAACCCCAAGUUGGCUUUGCUCUAAACCUUGGCUGUGGAAGAUUGUUUGUAGUGAGCGGUUGGACUGAGUUCUGCAAUUUGAUAGACCUCACACGUCGACUCAGAGCUUGACCGCUUCGUAGUGGCUGCACCAAACUCGGCUUCAUCCGAUGCAAGGUCGGAACGCCGGGACCCACCUCAAGUGAAGGAGCCAAGGCUGCCACGCCCCCUGAAGGGCCGCCAGGUACCGGCGGGGAGCCGGGGCACCGCCUGAGACGCUGGAGCCGCACUUGGUCGCUCGGGGGCCGCCAGGUGGCGCCGCCCGGCUCCAGAGCCCAGCCGCUUCCCUGGAUUCUGAGUCCCGGCGAUGCCGGCAGCCAAAAGGACGUCCAACAGACCGCUACGUCGAGCCCGCGCGGGAGUCAACAAGGUCUGGGUGGACCGCGGUAGUGAUGGUGGUGAUGGUCCCCUCCAGCCCACUUUGCAGAUAGGAGCGCCGAGGCCAACAGGGCUGCGUCGUCAGCUGCCUGACCCCUCCCGGCCCCCUCCCGGCUCCCUCUUCCUUGUCCAAACUUCCUGCCUGGAAGCGAGCCGAGUCCCACCCCUUUCCUGCCCGCCCACCCGGGCCUCGGUCCGCUCCGCGGAGGGUGGCCCCGUGGACCUGUCGGUGCACACGCUGCGCUGAGUUCCAGGCAGGUUCUAGAUCCUGGGCACUGGGAUCUCCCAGGACAUCCUCUGGCUCCCCAGACCCAAGCCAGCCCCAACUGCAGGAACCUCCUCACAGUACUCCAUCAGAGCAGCUUUGGUUUCUGCCUGCCUUCAUCCACUGAUGGAAGCUUGAUAUUGAGCUCUCCUGACUGCUGGAAAAUUCUUCGACUGAGCCCUAAUUGGCUUCCUUUAGAACCUCCUUCAUUGAUCCCCGCCCCAUGUUGUGGUUUGGAUAUCACAAACCUGAGACCUGGAGCCCUGCCAGAAUGGGACCAGAGGAGUGGAGGAGGCAAUGGGCAGGCCUCUCCUGCAUGCAUCUUUGCUGAUGUGGUCCUUUAGGCUUCUGACUGCAGUGCUGCUCAACUGCUGUGGGUCCUAUUGCAGGCCUCUGCAAUGUUGCCACUGGGCCCCCUCCUCCUCCUGGCCCUAGGCCUGGGGCUGGCCAGAACACUCAACUCCAAUGACCCCAACGUCUGCACCUUCUGGGAAAGCUUCACUACCACUACUAAGGAGUCCCACUCCCGUCCCUUCAGCCUGCCCCCCGCUGAGUCCUGUGACAGGCCCUGGGAGGACCCCCACACCUGUUCCCAGCCCAAGGUUGUGUACCGGACAGUGUACCGGCAGGUGGUGAAGACAGACUUCCGACCACGCCUGCAGUGCUGCCGGGGUUUCUAUGAGAGUAGCGGAGCCUGUGUUCCACUCUGUGCCCAGGAGUGUGUCCAUGGCCGCUGUGUGGCUCCCAAUCAGUGCCAGUGUGCACCAGGCUGGCGGGGUGACGACUGCUCCAGUGAAUGUGCCCCAGGAGUGUGGGGGAAGCAGUGUGACAAACACUGCGCCUGUGGCAACAGCAGCUCCUGUGAUCCUAAGAGUGGGGCCUGUUCUUGCCUCUCUGGCCUGCAGCCCCCAAACUGCCUUCAGCCCUGCCCUCCAGGCCACUACGGCCCUGCCUGCCAGUUUGGCUGCCACUGCCAUGGGGCACCCUGUGACCCCCAGGAUGGAGCCUGCUUCUGCCCCCCAGGGAGAACAGGACCCAGCUGUGAAGUAUCCUGUCCACAGGGCGCUGCUGGUUUCCUCUGCCCCAGCACCGAUCCUUGCCAAAAUGGGGGUGUCUUCCAGGUCCCCCAAGGUUCCUGCAGCUGCCCACCAGGCUGGAUGGGCACCAUCUGUUCCCUGCCCUGCCUAGAGGGCUUUCAUGGACCCAACUGUAGCCAGGAAUGUCGCUGCCACAAUGGUGGCCUCUGUGACAGAUUCACUGGGCAGUGCCACUGUGCUCCUGGCUACACUGGUGAGCGAUGCCAUGAGGAGUGCCCCGUGGGCCGCUUCGGGCAAGACUGUGCUGAGACCUGCGACUGCGCCCCUGGUGCCCGUUGCUUUCCUGCCAACGGGGCGUGUCUGUGUGAACACGGCUUCACAGGUGAUCGCUGUGCUGAGCGCCUCUGCCCCGACGGUCUCUACGGCCUCAGCUGCCAGGCAUCCUGCACCUGCGACCCAGAACGGAGCCUCAGCUGCCAUCCUAUGCACGGAGAGUGCUCGUGCCGGCCGGGCUGGGCAGGCCUCCAUUGCAACGAGAGCUGCCCACAGGACACGCAUGGGCCGGGCUGCCAGGAACACUGUCUCUGUCUGCACCGCGGCGUCUGCCUUGCCGACAGCGGCCUCUGUCGGUGCGCACCCGGCUACACGGGACCGCACUGCGCUAGCCUCUGUCCCCCCAACACUUACGGGGUCAACUGCUCCUCUCGCUGCUCAUGCGAAAAUGCCAUCGCCUGCUCCCCCAUCGACGGCACUUGUAUCUGUAAGGAAGGUUGGCAGCGUGGUAACUGCUCUGUGCCCUGCCCUCCUGGCACCUGGGGCUUCAGCUGCAAUGCUAGUUGCCAGUGUGCGCACGAGGGAGCCUGUAGCCCCCAAACUGGAACCUGUACAUGCACCCCUGGGUGGCAUGGAGCCCACUGCCAGCUGCCUUGUCCCAAGGGGCAGUUUGGCGAAGGUUGUGCCAGUCGCUGUGACUGUGACCAUUCUGAUGGCUGUGACCCUGUUUAUGGACAUUGCCAAUGCCUGGCUGGCUGGAUGGGCACCCGCUGUCACCUGCCCUGUCCAGAGGGCUUUUGGGGAGCCAACUGUAGCAACACCUGCACCUGCAAGAAUGGGGGCACUUGUGUCCCUGAGAGUGGCAACUGUGUGUGUGCACCUGGAUUCCGAGGCCCCUCCUGCCAGAGAUCCUGCCAGCCUGGUCGCUAUGGCAAACGCUGUGUGCCCUGUAAAUGCAACGACCGCUCCUCCUGCCACCCAUCGGAUGGAACCUGCUACUGUCUGGCGGGCUGGACAGGCCCUGACUGCUCCCAACCAUGUCCCCCAGGUUUCUGGGGAACCAAAUGUACCCAGCCCUGUCAGUGUCACCAUGGUGGAACCUGCCACCCCCAGGAUGGGAGCUGUGCCUGCACCCCAGGCUGGACUGGACCCCAUUGCUUGGAAGGCUGCCCCCCAGGGGUGUUUGGUGUUAACUGUUCUCAGCUUUGCCAGUGUGGUCCUGGAGAGAAGUGCCACCCAGAGACUGGGGUGUGUAUAUGUCCCCCAGGACACAGUGGUACACCCUGUAAGAUUGGAAGCCAGGAGCCCUUCACCAUAAUGCCCACCUCUCCUGUAGCGUAUAACUCACUGGGUGCAGUGAUUGGCAUUACAGUGCUAGGGACCCUUGUGGUGGCCCUGGUGGCACUGUUCAUUGGCUACCGCCAUUGGCAAAAGGGCAAAGAACACCAGCACUUGGCAGUGGCUUACAGCACUGGGAGGCUGGAUGGCUCCGAGUAUAUCAUGCCAGAUGUCCCUCCGAGCUACAGUCACUACUACUCCAACCCCAGCUACCACACGCUGUCUCAGUGCUCUCCUAACCCCCUACCCCCUAACAAGGUUCCAGGCAGUCAGCUCUUUGCCAACCUCCAGGUGCCUGAGCGGCCAGGCAGAGCUCACGGGCCUGACAACCAUGCCACGCUGCCUGCUGACUGGAAACACCGCCGAGAGCCCCAUGACAGAGGCACCAGCCAUCUAGACCGAAGUUAUAGCUGUAGCUACAGCCACAGGAAUGGCCAAGGCCCGUUCUUUAAUAAAGGGCCCAUCUCUGAAGAGGGGCUGGGGGCCAGUGUGAUGUCCUUGAGCAGUGAAAACCCCUAUGCCACCAUCCGAGACCUGCCUGACCUGCCAGGGGAAUUCCGAGAGAGCAGCUAUGUGGAGAUGAAAGGCCCUCCCUCAGGAUCUCCUCCCAGGCAGCCUCUUCAUUUCCAUGACAGCCAGCAGCGGCACCCUCAGCCACACAGAGACAGCGGCACCUACGAGCAGCCCAGCCCCCUGAGCCAUGAAGAGGUUGGAGAGGGAGGAGAACCAGGGGACCCUGGCUCUUUAUCAUCCUGUCCCUUCUGGCACCAGAUGGAGAGUCUGUGGGUUCCCAGCCUCCACUCCUGCCCCCUGGCCACUAUGACUCACCCAAGAACAGCCACAUCCCAGGACACUAUGACUUGCCUCCAGUACGGCAUCCUCCAUCACCUCCACUUCAGCUCCAGGACCGCUGAGGAGCCAGGAUGGUAUGGCAGCUUCCCAAGGCUGGGACAGUGCCUCUGUAUCCUGCCAGGAGCAGGGAGUGGACCAACAGGCCAUAAACAUAAGCACAUUUGAUGAGGGAAGUGAACAGAGAGACUGACACUUGGCUCUGAGCUUCCAAGAGGGGAGACACUGGUUGGCAAAGUGUCUGGUACCCUUUCCUGAAUCCACUCUUCCCUGAGGCCCCCAGGGCCCUGUGUACAUAAACUGGUGGGUUAAAUGUUCUAUUAAGUGUGAUUACAGAUUGAUUUUUAAAAAAUGUGUGUUGAGUACCUUUUCUGUGUGCAUGCCCUAGGCUGGCUUCUGAGAGUACUAGGAACAGGUUCUCCCCUCACACGUACCUUGUAGUCAGAAAGCAACCAACCCUAAUUAGCACUAGCAGCAGCCCCCUCACCGGCUGCUCCUCUCACAUAGUCACCUUUCAUCUUGACAGUGGUAGGUUGUUCCCUGCCUGUGGUGUUGGUCUCCCUUUUGCUCUUGGGCCACACACAACUGUCAAACCUUCUGUGUCUCAGUAGCCUUGCUGCCUGCCCCUUCUGUACCACUUUACUCUUCUGGGAGGCUGUCUGUCACUCUUCUUCCCACUCCAGAGGUUGGCACUUCUGAGUGUUCUAGUUCGCAUUCUGUUGGUGUGAUAAACAUCAUGACCAAAAGCAACUCUCAACUACCAGGUCACAAUCCAUUACUGAGGGAAGCCAAGCCAGGAACUCGAGACCGAACCGAAGCUCAGACUGUGGAGGAACUCUGCUUAUUGGCUUGCUUCCCCUGGCUUGCACAACCCAGCCCCACCUGCCCAGGGAUGGCACUACCCACAGUGUGCUGGGCUCUCCUGUAUUAAUUAGCAAUCAAGAAAAUGCCCUACAGAUAUGCCCACAGAUUAGUCUGGUGGAGGAAAUUCCUCAGUUGAGGCUCCACCACUUCUUGGGUGACUUUAGUUUGUGAUAACAAAAACUAACCAGCACACUGAGCUCAACUUUCCCUAGUUGCUUGCUGACCCCCGUUUGUCCUUUACAUGCUUCCUAGUUGAUGGAGCUGUGUUCCUUCCCCAGGUCCCCGCAGAAGGCAGAUGUGCCAGGCAGCACUCUGGUGUGUUCUUUCCAUGUAUUACUGUAUUAUUAACCUAGUUUGUAAGCUCUUUGAGGGUAGGACUCCUGUGUGUAUCCUCACUUUUGGUUCCCCGUGGCGCUUGGUAGGCACUUAAUAAAUGUUCCCCUCAAA
Messenger RNA from Nannospalax galili (Upper Galilee mountains blind mole rat), 5491 nucleotides. It is a transcript of the gene Pear1, whose product is annotated as platelet endothelial aggregation receptor 1. Bases 1082 to 4348 code for a protein of 1088 amino acids. The transcript is spliced from 25 exons. Gene Ontology annotation, molecular function: protein binding. The record is from RefSeq and is a predicted model, not a curated record. Lineage: Eukaryota; Metazoa; Chordata; Mammalia; Rodentia; Spalacidae. Gene Ontology annotation, cellular component: membrane.